AUGAACGGGGACAAAAUUAAUCAAAAUUCAACAAAUAGUCAAUCGAAUUGUGCGAAAGAUACCGGAAAUAAAACAGGAGCUGCAUUAGAAGAUAUCCGAAAUAAUAAAAAUAAAGGUCCAGACCCUGUUCUCACUAAAAACGAAGAAUUACAAAUAGCUGAAUGGUGUGGAAAACUAAGCAAAUGUGGAUUCCCACUUAAAGUUGAUGAUUUCCUUAAUACAGUGGAACAAAUUUUGAAGCACACUGGACGAGCAAAUCCAUUCAAAAAUGGACGUCCUGGUAGAACAUGGCUUCGUGGUUUUUUCAGACGAAAUCCAGGGUUAUCGUUGAAGGAAGCAGAAAAUAUCACCAAGGGUCGUGCUGUUGUUACAGAGGAGUAUAUCAAAAAAUGGUUUCAAGAUCUUUCAAUUUUUCUUGAGAGUAUAAGUCAAACUACUUUACUAAAUGACCCUAGGCGGAUCAUAAAUGGUGAUGAAACGAGCUUCAGUUUGUGCCCAAAAACAGGCAAAGUCAUUGCUCCCAAAUCAUAUAAAAAUGUAUACCAAAUACAAACGGGGAACGAAAAGGAAACUUUGGCAGUGCUUUUCGUUUGCACAGCUGAUGGCAAAGUUCUACCCCCAAUGGAAAAGGAAUAA
This is a messenger RNA of Condylostylus longicornis, 636 nucleotides long. RefSeq lists its product as uncharacterized. The coding region runs from base 1 to 636 and encodes 211 amino acids. NCBI's taxonomy places the organism in Eukaryota, Metazoa, Arthropoda, Insecta, Diptera, Dolichopodidae. The record is from RefSeq and is a predicted model, not a curated record. The transcript has 3 exons.